Messenger RNA from Acytostelium subglobosum LB1, 534 nucleotides. RefSeq lists its product as hypothetical. The transcript is spliced from 3 exons. Bases 1 to 534 code for a protein of 177 amino acids. Gene Ontology annotation, cellular component: NuA4 histone acetyltransferase complex. NCBI's taxonomy places the organism in Eukaryota, Evosea, Eumycetozoa, Acytosteliales, Acytosteliaceae. The record is from RefSeq and is a predicted model, not a curated record.
AUGGACGACUCAAGGUCAUCCGAUAUAGAUACAGGUGAAGACGAGGUAGAUGACAACACCUCUGGUGAUGAAUCGUCAUCCACGACGACAACAACAACGACAACCACAACUACGACAUCAUCGUCAUCGUCCAACUCUUUACAGACGACCAAAUCAAUAAUAGAUGGAUCUCCAAAGUUGAGAGACAAGGCAGAGAUCGUUGCAGAGUUGGAGGCGCUGGUGGCUGAGAAGGAGUCGAUCGAGUCAAAGUACGCAAGCAUCGAGCGACAGAUAUAUGCGUUGGAGGGGCGCUACCUGGAGGACACGCACCACAUUGGCAACGUGAUCCGUGGCUGGGACGGCUACCUCUCGGGCAGUGGUGCCCUCAAGAAGCUGCGAUGGCGAGAGGUCGACAGAGUAUUUUCACAAUCAUCCAUUACCUAUCAAGACUCGAUAAGCGAUAAGAGUGCUAAUGAUGUACCAUUUAAAGAGGAGGAUGAGGUCAUAAGAAGGAAGAAGACAACCGACAAGAUUAAGAAGAGAAGUCAAGGAUAG